This is a messenger RNA of Lolium rigidum, 336 nucleotides long. RefSeq lists its product as uncharacterized. The record is from RefSeq and is a predicted model, not a curated record. The transcript has a single exon. NCBI's taxonomy places the organism in Eukaryota, Viridiplantae, Streptophyta, Magnoliopsida, Poales, Poaceae. The annotation marks the transcript as partial.
UACCUCGUGGCCGCCGACCUGGCCGCGGCGCGCGGGGCGUCGGCGCGCGACGCCGCCGACGCGAUGGCGCGCGCGGAGCGGGACCCGGCGGCGCGCGACAGGAUGGAGGCGUGCGGGAUCCGGGCGACGUCGGUCCUGGCGCUGCGGUUCUUGCGCGGGUACUUAGGCGCGGGUACGCCGCUGCUGGCGCUCACGGGGCUGGCCGGGAUCGGGUGCGAGGCGGCGCUGGGAGGAGCGCCGGAGGCCAGGGGGAGGAUGGCCGAGGCCAACCGGGAGUUCGACCAGCUCUCCACCAUGGCCACCGCGCUGCUCAACAAGGUAGACACCCUAGGCUAG